Messenger RNA from Malus domestica (apple), 1054 nucleotides. RefSeq lists its product as uncharacterized. The record is from RefSeq and is a predicted model, not a curated record. Lineage: Eukaryota; Viridiplantae; Streptophyta; Magnoliopsida; Rosales; Rosaceae.
AAAAGAAAAAACUUUGUGAAUCAAAGCUGUCAAUGCAGUAAUCUUUCUUAAUAAACACACAAAAAUGAGACCCUCCAAAUAUACGUCACUUCCCCUAUACCCCUCUAUUACGCAUCCCCUUUUGGAGUUUAUUGUGGCAACAUUUGGGUAGGAGUUGUGGCGGCUGCCCCAUCAAUUACAGCCGUACACGAGCCAUGGAACGUAAAGCAACUGCACCUCCGCGGCGAGUAAUGGUGGUGGCAGAUCCAACCCGGGAAUCAGCGGGUGCACUCCAAUAUGCGCUUUCUCAUGCAGUUCUUGAACACGAUGAAUUGAUCCUUUUCUUUGUUGAGAACCAAAAUACCUGGCGAAACACAUUCACGACGUUACUCAAAAUACCUAGCAUCGCCUCCGCGGCCAUCGCUACAAUGUCCUUUGAAGGAACCUUAGAGGAGGACGUGGAUUUUCUUGAAGAAAUGAAGAAUGUAUGCGAACGUGUACAACCAAAACUGCGUGUGCGUGUGGAGAGGGUGGCAAUGGAGGAAGGCAGAGACAAAGCAAACACUAUUCUACAUCAAAGCGAUGUUCUUGGGGUUGAUAUCAUAGUUAUAGGGCAACGAAGGAAAAUUUCGAUGGAUAUUUUAGGAUCAUAUACGUGGCCUGGAGGGCGAGGGGUAAAGGCGAUAGACACAGCGGACUACUUGAUCGAAAAUAGCAAACGAACUUGUGUUGCAGUACAAAAAAAGGGGUUAGAUGGAGGCUACCUUCUCAACUCAAGAACCCUAAAGAAUUUCUGGCUUCUGGCUUAACCUCGCUGGAUCAAAUGAGCAUCUUAACCUGGCCGGGAUCAUGGUUAAUUAGUAAUUCAUCAUGUUUAAUUUCUCUUGGUUAAGGAGUGAAUUCCAUUUGUACAAGUCCACCGAUUUGGAAAUGCUGCUGCCUCUGGGAGAACCUUGGACGUAUAUUUGGAAAUGCUGCUGCCUCUGGGGACAUAUUUGACAAUGCUAGGUCACAAUUACAAACUGUACAAAGUAACCUCCUUGUUAAUUCAAAUGUGAAGCACACAUUUUCAGAA